Molecule: messenger RNA, 1362 nt
Organism: Physcomitrium patens
Lineage: Eukaryota; Viridiplantae; Streptophyta; Bryopsida; Funariales; Funariaceae
Product: lipid phosphate phosphatase gamma
Biological process (GO): protein N-linked glycosylation; lipid biosynthetic process
Cellular component (GO): endoplasmic reticulum membrane; intracellular membrane-bounded organelle
Molecular function (GO): dolichyldiphosphatase activity
Source: RefSeq, a predicted model, not a curated record
UUUCUGAAUGCAGGAUGUGGAGUUACUGCUGUCUCCACCACAAAAAUAGAGUCUCCGACUAGCCCAUUCUGUCGAAAGUCUGCGGGAGCUGCCCCCGAGGUGGAUGAGUUCGGGAGAUGCCGUUCCCUAGAGCCGAUGUCCUCGUUUCGAUUAGCGGUCAUCCAAUGGCGUCCGUCCACGUGACAUGGACCUGAUCACAGCGGACCAACUCCUUCCCGCCCUAUUCUCCUGGGUUGUCUUUACUUGUGACAGAGCUUCCGAUGUCCGGCAAUCAGCGAGGUCACCGGAUGCGUUGUUGCAUAUCUCCAAAUCUGAAAGCAAAAUGGUAGAAUCUUUCGGAGUUAUCGGGAUCCCAUCGACCGUGAGAAUCAUCUUUGUCGGGUCAUCUAUGGAAAUGUGAGUCUUGUAUGUUUUGGUGCGAGCUCAAGCUAUUGUAGCGGAGUUGCGCUAGGUCAGCUGAGAGUUCAUUGUGAACGGGGAAGAAUUGUCUUUGGCAGGGCUUUUGGAUUGUGGGUGGUGGGUGGGAGGUAGACCUGAGGUUUUGGAGGAGUUGGAGCGAUGGAUCUGGAUUCGGAGGACAUAGCGGAGUCGAUAGCAUUGAAGGCGGUGUCCUUGACGCAUGUGAGGUAUGCGAAAGGUGAUCUCCUUGGCCAUGCUCUGUCGUGGUUCUCUUUGCUUCCCGUGUUCAUCGGCCUGGGCGGCUUCACGUCGCAUUUUAUUUUCCGGCGGGAGCUGCAGGCCAUUUUCUUUGGCUUGGGAUUGAUUGUCAACGAAGUGAUCAAUCAGAUUAUCAAGGAAUUAGCCCAUGAAGCGCGCCCACUUACUUGUAAAGCCCUGGAGAUGUGCGAUUCCAACGGCUGGCCCUCAAGUCAUUCGCAGUACAUGUGCUUCUUCUCUAUGUACUGCACUCUUCUCGUCACUCGCAGGCUCCAUUUCACUGAUGAAUUCCGGCGAGUCUUUGUUGCUUUGUUACCUUGGCCGUUUGCCCUAACUGUGAUGUACUCUAGAGUUUAUUUAGGGUAUCAUACCACUGCCCAAAUUAUUGCUGGGGGGAGUUUAGGUCUCCUGCUUGGUUCCGGAUGGUUCUUUCUCAUGGAUAUCAUUGUCUCCCCUUGGUUUCCAUGGUUGGAGGAUACGAGCAUAUGUCAGUAUCUGCGCAUCAAAGAUAGCUCACAUAUCCCUGACGUCAUUGGUUUUGAGUAUAGGAACUCAAGAGUUGCACGUCGGAAUUUACAGAACAAUGCUACUUCUAAGAGUAGCUCUGAAAAAUUGUCUCAAGAUUAAUUGUGGGACACACACAAGCCCCUUGGGGGAAUUGAAUUUCUAGUGCGCAGAUUUGAAGCGGCCAUUCAUCUAGUAGUA